AUGACUGGAGAUAUUGAGCAACUCUCCAUCGCUGCUAAAUAUUAUUCAACAUUUCUUCGUCAACUACAGUGUGGUGGUGAUCUAUAUCCUGGACAAGGACCAGUUUGUCAAUAUAAUACUACGCAUCAAGGCACAUGUGCAGCAGAUUGUAUCAAAGGUUUGGAAGAUUCCAGUGCAUAUUGUGGUUGUAGUGGUCCAAAAGGUCCACCAUGUCCGAACAGUCCAAAACAUAUUCGAUGCUGUGUGGAUACAUGUUCACAAGAAUUAAAACUGGAUUUGGGUUUUGUUCUUGAUGCUAGUGGCAGCGUUGGCUCCGAUAACUUUAGACUACAGCUAAAGUUUACAAAAGAUUUACUUCGUCGAGUGAAUGUUGGUGCGAAUAAAACUCAUGUUGGUAUUAUUAACUAUUCUAACAGUUUUCAAACGUUGACAUGGUUGAAUACAGAGUAUACUCUCGAACAAAAGCUUAGACAAGUUGAUCAAGCGACUUAUUUUUCCAGUAGUACAGAUACUGCUCGUGCUCUUCAACAAGCCAAUGUGGUAUUUUCCUAUGUACGUGGUCGGCGACAAUCAGCAGAAGGUGUAACACCAGUGAUAUUUGUAAUCACUGACGGAGCCAUGAGUGUUGGCGUCGGUACGGGACCCAAUAUAAAUGAAUUACAUGCUAUCUGUACGCCACCAGCAAGUGAAAACUAUUUUUCUAUGUCGGAUUACAAUGCUCUUGAACAAAAGUUAAAUCAGUUUACAUCAAAAUCAUGUUCUGAACCAGCAGCUGUCUCAUCGAAUACAACUGUCACCAUUGAAAUUAGUAAGGACAAAUAUAAAUUUCUGAAAGUUGAAAUUGUUACUAUUGGUAACAAAAUUUUGAUUACUGUUACACUAUUCAAUGGUAAUGUGAAAUUAUUUUAUUCAUUUAUAAAUCGAAAUCCAAAGGACCCAACUGAUUUUAUUGAUUAUCAAACAAGAGCAAAUGAUGUUGAUCCAUCACUUUGGACACAAUUCAAGUCUUAUUUUCGGCAAUCGUCGCAGGAAACAAGCACAACUAAAAGUGGUCAAAUAACAUUAGUCAUUGAUAAACCAGAUGAUAAUGUAGAGUUUGCCUAUAUCUGA
Rotaria sp. Silwood2 is the source of this 1110-nucleotide messenger RNA. The record is from the annotation of a GenBank genome assembly. Lineage: Eukaryota; Metazoa; Rotifera; Eurotatoria; Philodinida; Philodinidae.